GCGACAUCGAAUUUUUCCAUUCGACACACCUGGCGCUUCCCAUAUACUUGCACAAUACCAGACCAUUUCGCGAAACCAUCCCGACCACAUUUCGCCCUCGCCGUUGCCUUUGUCGGCCUGCCCCGCUUCCACAUCCCCCAGCGAGGCCGGCAUCAUGGCGCUCGACAGCUAUUACCACAACAAGAUCGAGGCGAUGCAACUCGAGAUUCUGAAGGGUCAAGCCGUCCUUCGCCGUCUCGAGGCCCAGCGCAACGACUACAACUCGCGGGUACGCCUGCUCAGAGAAGAACUGGGCCUGUUGCAACAGCCGGGCUCGUACGUCGGCGAGGUGGUCAAGGUGAUGAGCACCAAGAAGGUCCUCGUCAAGGUCCAUCCCGAGGGGAAAUACGUUGUCGAUGUCGCCGACUCGGUUGAUGUCACCAAACUCACGGUGGGCAAACGCGUGACCCUCCUGUCCGACUCGUACAAGCUCGAGAAGAUCCUUCCCUCAUCAGUCGACCCGCUCGUCUCCCUCAUGAUGGUCGAGAAGGUGCCCGACAGCACCUACGACAUGAUCGGCGGCUUGGAUCAACAGAUCAAGGAGAUCAAGGAAGUCAUCGAGCUCGGCCUCAAACACCCCGAGCUGUUCGAGUCGCUCGGCAUCGCGCAGCCCAAGGGUGUGCUCCUCUACGGCCCUCCCGGCACCGGCAAGACCCUCCUGGCGCGGGCAGUGGCCCAUCAUACCGACUGCAAGUUCAUCCGCGUGUCCGGCUCCGAGUUGGUGCAGAAGUACAUCGGCGAGGGCAGCCGCAUGGUGCGUGAGCUGUUCGUCAUGGCGCGCGAGCAUGCGCCGAGCAUCAUUUUCAUGGACGAGAUUGACUCCAUCGGCUCCUCGCGCGUCGAAGGUUCCUCGGGAGGUGAUUCGGAAGUACAGCGCACCAUGUUGGAGCUGCUCAAUCAGCUCGACGGCUUCGAGCCGACCAAGAACAUCAAGGUCAUCAUGGCGACCAACCGGCUGGACAUCCUGGACCCGGCCCUGCUGCGGCCGGGCCGCAUCGACCGGAAGAUCGAAUUCCCGCCGCCGAGUGUCGAGGCCCGUGCCGAUAUCCUUCGCAUCCACAGCCGCAAGAUGAAUCUGACGCGCGGCAUCAACUUGACCAAGAUCGCCGAGAAGAUGAACGGCUGUUCCGGCGCCGAGCUCAAGGGCGUGUGUACCGAGGCCGGCAUGUACGCCCUUCGGGAAAGGCGCGUGCACGUUACACAGGAGGAUUUCGAGCUUGCCACUGCGAAGAUCCUGAAUAAGCACGACGACAAGGAGGUGUCUCUGGCCAAGCUCUGGCGCUAGUCGAUGCAGAAGGGGAUGGGGGAGGGGAAGGGGAGAGGG
Messenger RNA from Thermothielavioides terrestris NRRL 8126, 1363 nucleotides. RefSeq lists its product as uncharacterized. The transcript is spliced from 2 exons. Gene Ontology annotation, molecular function: ATP binding; ATP hydrolysis activity; proteasome-activating activity. Bases 155 to 1324 code for a protein of 389 amino acids. Gene Ontology annotation, biological process: proteasome-mediated ubiquitin-dependent protein catabolic process. The record is from RefSeq and is a predicted model, not a curated record. NCBI's taxonomy places the organism in Eukaryota, Fungi, Ascomycota, Sordariomycetes, Sordariales, Chaetomiaceae. Gene Ontology annotation, cellular component: proteasome regulatory particle, base subcomplex.